Puccinia graminis f. sp. tritici CRL 75-36-700-3 is the source of this 845-nucleotide messenger RNA. RefSeq names its product histone H3. NCBI's taxonomy places the organism in Eukaryota, Fungi, Basidiomycota, Pucciniomycetes, Pucciniales, Pucciniaceae. Gene Ontology annotation, cellular component: nucleosome. The record is from RefSeq and is a predicted model, not a curated record. Gene Ontology annotation, molecular function: protein heterodimerization activity; DNA binding; structural constituent of chromatin. Bases 219 to 635 code for a protein of 138 amino acids. The transcript has 4 exons.
GCAACACGCGCAUCUGCCACUAAGAACAUGCUCAGGGCACCCACCCUACACCAUGCACGUAGACUCACUCGCAAGGGAUGGUCUUAGGGAGCGUAUAAAUAGUCCCCCAUCGCUGCCUCGUCAGCCGUCAUCCUCAAUCCCCAAUUCACAUUCACAGUCGAGCCUCCACCACCUUCUACCGAACAAACCAUCAACACCAAGACCUCAAGACAUUCCCAAUGGCCCGUACCAAGCAAACCGCCCGCAAGUCCACCGGUGGCAAGGCCCCCCGGAAACAGUUAGCCGCUAAGGCCGCCCGAAAAUCCGCACCCUCUUCUGUCACUGCUGGUGUCAAGAAGCCCCACCGUUACCGUCCUGGAACAGUCGCCCUCCGAGAAAUUCGUCGGUACCAAAAGUCAACCGAGCUCCUCAUCCGCAAGCUCCCAUUCCAACGACUUGUGCGAGAGAUCGCUCAGGACUUCAAGACCGACCUACGAUUCCAGUCGUCUGCCGUCAUGGCCCUUCAAGAGUCCGCCGAGGCUUACCUGGUCGGGUUGUUCGAGGACACUAACCUGGCCGCUAUCCAUGCCAAGCGGGUCACCAUCCAACCCAAAGACAUCCAACUUGCUCGACGAUUGAGAGGCGAACGAUCAUGAUCCAACACGGUCAUCUUAAUCAUCUAUCUCUAUCCUCCUCUCUGUUUCCCUAAAUCCAGUUCUUCGAUUAUUUGUUUUUUUUUUGUUGCUUGCUUCUGUGCUUGUAAACCGGUGUAAAACUCUGCCUUGUUCUGUUUUCUUGAAUAAAAGGCCUGAUCUUCAGUGAUCUCUACAACACCGCUCCCCCAAAGCGGGAUACCCCGCUGAGGC